UCCAUUUCAGUCAUUCUCUGGAACAACAACAAAAAACCUUCGCAACUUCUCCUUCUCCGGCGAUGGCGACCAUCGGAAACAACCACCUCAACGCCAAGCUCGUGCUUCUUGGUGACAUGGGAACCGGCAAGUCUAGUCUCGUCCUUCGCUUCGUCAAGGGCCAAUUCCUUGAAUUCCAGGAGUCGACAAUCGGGGCGGCUUUCUUCUCGCAGACGCUCGCCGUGAGUGAUGCCACAGUGAAGCUUGAGAUCUGGGACACCGCCGGGCAGGAACGAUACCAUAGUCUCGCUCCCAUGUAUUAUCGCGGUGCCGCCGCCGCCAUCAUUGUCUACGAUAUCACCAGCACUGAAUCGUUUGAGCGAGCGAAAAAAUGGGUCUUGGAGCUCCAGAAGCAAGGCAAUCCAAACAUGGUGACGGCUUUAGCUGGAAAUAAGGUGGAUUUGCAAGAUAAAAAGAAAAGGUCACAACUGAGUAUUGCAUUUGUUAAGCGAUCUGGUGAUCUUAAUUUAGUUUUUAGUUCACUUCAGUUUUUGGUGGAAAUCUAG
Dioscorea cayenensis subsp. rotundata (Guinea yam) is the source of this 545-nucleotide messenger RNA. RefSeq names its product ras-related protein RHN1-like. Bases 63 to 545 code for a protein of 160 amino acids. The transcript has 6 exons. The record is from RefSeq and is a predicted model, not a curated record. NCBI's taxonomy places the organism in Eukaryota, Viridiplantae, Streptophyta, Magnoliopsida, Dioscoreales, Dioscoreaceae. Gene Ontology annotation, molecular function: GTPase activity; GTP binding.